This is a messenger RNA of Lecanosticta acicola, 2174 nucleotides long. The record is from the annotation of a GenBank genome assembly. NCBI's taxonomy places the organism in Eukaryota, Fungi, Ascomycota, Dothideomycetes, Mycosphaerellales, Mycosphaerellaceae.
AUGGCGAUCGGAAUGGGCACACCGGAAACCUCCACCAGGGUGCCCGCAUGGAAGCGACUCGGCCUCAAGCUCAAAUACGCCAAAGACAACAUCGACGAGAACUCUGACAAAACCUCAAACUCCACGAACACGUCAACAACACAGUCGCAAUUGCAUAAGGUGAAGAAAAGGUCUUUUGAAGACACAGAUCCAGAGACACCAGCCAAGCGCGCAAAGCCGGUGCCAGCUCAAUCAACCCACAGCAUUCCCUCGAGGCAAUUUGGAGCAUAUCCUACGAGAGACAGCGGCGUCCCACCUGAGAAGUCGGACUCGUUCUGGAGCUACAACAAGGCCGUUCCUGCUUCCACUAAGACACCGAAGAAAAUUGUGUUUGAUGACGACGGGUAAGUGGGUUUUGUACUUUCAGAAUCCGGACCCGAGGAUACACUCCCUUCGCUUUCCCGGCCCAUGUCAAGAAUUUACCCUACCUCGACUCAGAGAAUGAAAAGUCAUGAUGCUGAUUUCUGGUGUCCAGUUCAAACGGCGUGGGCAACGACGAGCAGGCAGACUUGAAAAAGGGUAGACCGGCAUCAUUACGAAAGUCUGUCUCCUUCACGCCUGACACCAAGGCAGAAGACGGCUUCUCAGCAUCCAACUUUUUCAAAGCCUGGGCUGCGGAACAGAAAGCAGAAGGCACCGAAGAGUCAACCGAGCAGCCGGAGUCACCAUCCAAGGAGGCUAAGAAGCAAAAGAAGAAGAAAGCAAACAAGUCGAAGUCGACUUCGUUAGAACCCAAGGCGAAGGCGAAGGCGAAGAGCGAAUCCAGCAAGUCCACCGAAAAGUCCAACGACGAGGACGAAUCGCCCAAGGAAGUCCCGCACUACGUUCACUAUCUGCAGCAGUACUACACCGACCGGGACCACUGGAAGUUCAACAAAAACUCACAAAAGGAUCUCUUUAAAAACCUCUUCAACAUCUCCCGAAUACCACCGGAGCACAAUCGGGCCAUUAUACAAUACAUCAAAGGUCUUCAAGGAGCAGCUGCGCGGGAGCGGAUCGCUCAAGAAGCAGAGGACAUUCUCAAGGAGAUCUGGCUUGCUCAGAAUCCCGGCGACGAGUCCAUGUCUAUGGAAUCUGCCGCCGUUCGCAGACUUGCGUACUACCGAGCGCUCGAGAAGCAUGUGGAACGCUAUAUUGCGCUGGGAAGCCCGAAAACCGAAUAUAUCGAUCAACAAGUGGAAGAUUUGCGCCGGGAGGUGGAACGCGGGAGGCGUGCGGAGUCGAUUCUGUUGGAAGGACUCGCGGAUGCAAUCUCUCGGGAUACAAGUUCGUCUGGUAGCACUUCUACAUCACUGCCGCCGCCGCCGCCUCCACCACAGUUCUCAGCGGCAAUAGGGUCGUCACUAGAAAAGACGGCCAGCCAGAUACCAAAGGGCAAAAGGAAACGCAAAGCGCGAACGGACGUCUCUUCGGAUUCAUCUUCUUCAUCCGAAGACGACAGCGACACUUCCUCCUCCAGUGAAAGCGACUCCGAGAGCGACUAGCAGUCCUCCCAAGUCCCAGCUCCACUCGAAGCAGCAGAAACCCCACCCACUACUACUACCACCCACGACUAUCCCCUCCCCCUCCCCCCCGGCGUCCGCCCCUACAUCGACCCCAAACCCUGGAAAUGUCUCGACAUCGACUGCGACUCCGAAGGCUUCGUCUCGCGCCCCGGCCGCGACACGCACGUCAAACGCCAACAUCCCUCCCUCGAGCUCGCGCGCCUCCGCGCGGACGAAGAGAAGUCCCUGCCUGCCCACAUGCUCAUAAGGCCCUGGAAGUGUGAUCGCUCCGGCUGCGCGCGCUCCGGCCGGGGGUUCCAGUGCAGAAGGGAUUUGAGGGCUCACGUCAAAGCCGUGCACGAGCGGCCUCGGGCGUCGUCCGAUGAUGCGCCCGACCGGAAGAAUAUCAAGCCUACCGUCACCGGCAUCGGCAUCGACAGCACGAGCGCCGCGAAUGAGAAGAAGAAAGCCCUCGGAUUCCUGCAAGACGACGAUGACGAAGUCGAUGCGGAAUCCGAAUCCGAUGUGGAGAAGCCGAAACGUGCACCGAAGAAGCAGAAGGGCAAGAGAAAAGCGCGGAGGAGUGAGAAAAGCUUUGGUGGCUUCACAUCCGCGCUGCUCAAUGAAGUGCGGGAUCGUGGUGAUAUGUAA